CGCAUGGCCAGUCAUGCUCCUUGGUGCCGCUGCAGCAGGCCAUGCUGCCACUCUCGCCAACAGCGCCUACACCGCCGCCGAGCUCGCAUAUCAAUACGAAGACUCGCAUGCACACCUCGUGCUCGCCCACCCACCCCUUGUGCCCACCGUGCGCGAAAUGAUGCGUUCCCUCAGCAUUCCCGAAGACGAAAUCGCGCGCCGGAUCAUCGUCGCCGACAGCACGUGGCUCACCGGCGCGCCCGCCGAGCUCGACGCGGGUGAUGCCGCGGCGCUGAAGGGCCUCACGCGGCUCAGCGAGCUCGUGGGUCGGGGCGAGCUCGCGCAGGAGAUCCAGAUGCCGGGCCUGCUGUCUGACAGCACCGUGUACUUGUGCUACUCGUCCGGCACGACGGGCAAGCCCAAGGGCGUCGAGUCGACGCACCACAACAUCAUCUCCGAGCUCGAGAUCCUCAAGCCGACGCUGCCCCCGGCCAAGGUCGGCCCCGCGCUCAACAAGCAGGGCAAGGCCGUGGCACCGUACCGCGACGCGUACUUUGGCGUGCUCCCGUCGUACCACAUCUACGGCGCUAUUUGGCUGCUCCAUUUCCCGCUCACUAUGGGUGCGCCAAGUAUCAUCUUGCACGGCAGGUUCGAGCCGGAGAAAUUCUGUGCGGCUGUGCAACUGUACAAGGCCACUAUCGGCAUUAUCGUCCCUCCCAUCCUCGUCGUGUUUGCCAAGCAUCCCGCUGUGGACAAAUACGACAUGUCCUCCCUCGAGACCCUCAUUUCUGGUGCUGCACCCCUCGGUGGAGAGCUCGUAUCAUCUGUGAAGGAACGCCUUGGCAAACGCGGUGCUGAUGUCUGCAUCACUCAACAGUAUGGCCUGACGGAAACUUCUCCUUCAGUAUUUCUUCUCCCACAGGAGCAUGCAGUUGAACGCGUCGGUAGCGUCGGCUAUCUUCUCCCCAACCUCGAAGCGCGUCUCGUCAGCGAGGAAGACGGCGAGAAACUCACCAGCAUCGAAGGCGCCGGAGAAAUCUGGGUGCGCGGCCCUAUCGUCAUGAAGGGUUAUCUUAACAACCCGACCGCGACCGCCAAGUCCGUGACGCCCGACGGGUGGUUCAAGACGGGCGACAUCGCCGUGCGCUCGAAGGAGGGCUUCUACAACAUCGUCGACCGCCGCAAAGAGCUCAUCAAGUACAAGGGCUUCCAGGUCGCACCCGCGGACCUCGAGAAUGUGCUGCUGCAGCACCCUCAGAUCGCGGACGCGGCUGUCAUUGGGGUGGAGAGCAAAGAGCAGGCAACGGAGCUACCAAGAGCAUAUGUGGUCAAGACCUCACCCGAACUUACGUCAGCGGCGGUGCAGGAGUUCGUCGCUUCGCGCGUUGCAAACCACAAGAAGCUCCGUGGAGGUGUCAUCUUCAUUGACGCUAUUCCCAAGAGUGCCGCGGGCAAGAUUCUCCGUCAGCAGCUCAGGAAGCGCGCGGAGAGCGAGCCCGUCGAGCUCCCCGUGCGUGCUAAGCUCUAAAACUAGUACUGUGCUGUCUAUGAGGGUUCGGAAUGCUUGAACUAAAACGUACCAGAUGCUACUGGAUCCGUUCGUACGCCUUGCAUCUACAUAUACUUAUUUAUUGACAUCAUCAUCC
Coniophora puteana RWD-64-598 SS2 is the source of this 1625-nucleotide messenger RNA. RefSeq names its product acetyl-CoA synthetase-like protein. Gene Ontology annotation, biological process: secondary metabolic process. The transcript has 5 exons. Lineage: Eukaryota; Fungi; Basidiomycota; Agaricomycetes; Boletales; Coniophoraceae. Gene Ontology annotation, molecular function: CoA-ligase activity. The record is from RefSeq and is a predicted model, not a curated record. The coding region runs from base 14 to 1507 and encodes 497 amino acids.